Molecule: messenger RNA, 1673 nt
Organism: Rubroshorea leprosula
Lineage: Eukaryota; Viridiplantae; Streptophyta; Magnoliopsida; Malvales; Dipterocarpaceae
Source: the annotation of a GenBank genome assembly
AUUCCUCCUCCUACUUCAUGCAGAAAUUGAAGAGAUGUCUUCGAAAGAAACAGUAAGUGUUGUAGGAAGUGAGGUAAUGCCUCUGGAGUACGGUGGGAUAGACUCAGAUAGUAGGCCAUCUAGUUCGGAAAGGACAAUGGAGGGAGUAGGAGGAGGUGAGGUAGUUGGGGUUGGGGUAGAUAGUGUACCCAUAACUGUGGUAGAAGUAGAGGGUAGGAAAGAGAGAUGCUAUGAUGUAGAUGCAGAUAUCGUAGAUGAGAAGGCUAAGAGAGCCAACCAGAAUAAAUUUAGUUUAAAUGAGGAUGAGGAGGAAGAGGUGGGGAAGUUGGUGAGGGAAGGGGGGAAUUUAAUAAACAUCACGUACCUCACCAACGCAGAAUGCAUAGAAGUUGCUGAGCUCUAUGGGCCAAGCACUCUAAGUGAAGUUGAAAUGGACAAAUUUUUUAGCGUUGCUAAAGGAGUGGCCAUCCCCAAGAAGCCAAGGAAAAAGUCAAAGACUUCAACCAAGAGGGGCACUACAGAGGAAGAAAAUGGUGGUGGAGGAAGAGGAGAGGAAGAGGAGAGGGGAAGCGAAGUUCCCCAGUUUGUGCCUCAGCCUCCUCCUGUUGAGCUCGACCCUGAGCUUAGGGAAUUUGAAGAGGGGGCUGAGGUACGAGUUCCUGGCAAGGGGAAGGGCCUUGUUCCCCCUUUGUCCUUUCAAAGCAGUCUGUUUGAGGCAAAGAACAUGACGGGGGCUAGGAGAUUUAUCAAUGCCACCUUCCCUGAAGUGGAUAAACGUUACGCACGGGACAAGGCUCUGAGGUACUGUGGGGCUUCAGUGGUGAAGCAUGUUUUGGAGCGCGAGCUUGGUGAAUGGUCUAGCCCAGGAGUUUAUGGAGAGUGUGAAGGAGCGCUCCCUCUUGCAAAGGCAUGUAAGGCUCAGGAGAAGGAAAUAAGGCUGACGAAGGAGGCUUAUAUGGAGCUGAAGAAGAAUGUGCAGCUGCUGGUGCACAAUGGGAUGGAGGAGCGCAUCAGCAACUUCGUCAGCUCCAGCUCAUUUGACAGCAUUGUCAACCUCUACCGGCUGCCAACUGCCAUCCUCGCAUUCACAGAUUGCAGAAAAAAGGUGAAGGCUGAGUAUCCCGAAGUGGAUAUUACAAAGAUCACCUUCGGUGAGCAAGAAGAGGGAGUGGAGAAGAAUGAUGAGAGCAUGUCAGCAGACUUUUGUCCUCAGAUCAAACUGAGGUGGGAUCAUGAUGCAGACGGACGCAUUGUUUUCCCUCCAAAUUUUGACUUCAAGUUCGUUACAGUGGAAGAAGAAGAGGCAGAGGUAGAGGGAGAUGAAGUGGGGGCUGGAGUGGAAGGAACUGAAGUGGAUGAGAGCCAACCAGCUCUAGAGGUAGAGAUUCAUCCAGUUCCUUCUGACGAUGAGCAGCCUCCUCUACCAGAUGAGCAGCCGCCAACACAGCCACCUCUUCCAGCUGAGCAGCAGCCAGUUCAGUCGCCUCCUUCAACAGAGGAAUAAAUAUUUUUGUUUUUUAAUUUUCCUUUGAUAUUUUUGUUGUAAUAAUAGUAAAAUAAUCUGUUGUAAUAUGUUCAUGAUUGAAUUUAAAUGACAGUUUUGUUUUCGACACCAUGUACGAUGUUUACUUUACAUUUUUGUUGUUUUAUAUUAAUAUAAGAACUGAGACUAG